AUGGGUGUUCGUACCUGGUUAUGGCUGUGGGUGUCAUUGGUCGCUGUGGCCUUGUGUGGGAGUACAGGGUCCUCCUGCAGGCUUCUGGAGACUCUGAUCUCUCAGAGUCUGUAUAAAGAGGGUGAUGUGGUCAUUGGAGGGCUGUUCCCUAUUCAUAUACAGCCACCUGAGCCCAACCUGGACUUCACACAACGAGCAGCACCUUUGCAGUGUCAGAGGUUUCAAUUUUUAGCAUAUCGUUGGCUGCAGACCAUGAUCUUUGCAGUGGAAGAGAUAAACAGAAACCCCCAGCUGCUGCCCAAUCUCACCCUGGGUUAUGCCCUGGCUGACACCUGUCUCACAGAGGGCACAACUUUAGCUGCUGCGCUGGGACUUGUAACCGGGAAGCACCCAGUCAUUACGGCCUCCAAAUACGGCUGUACUCCUGAGGUGCCUGUUAUUGUCGGUGAUGCGCUCUCCACAGGAUCUAUCAUGAUCGCUCGCACUCUGGGAGUCUUCAGCAUCCCCAUGGUGAGCUAUGCUGCUACAUGUGCGUGCCUCGCAGACCGCCAAAAGUAUCCCACCUUCUUCCGCACUGUGCCCAGUGAUGCCUUUCAAGCCCGGGCCAUGGCACGAAUGCUGCGCCUCUUUGGCUGGACCUGGGUGGGUGUGAUAGUGGGAGAUGAUGACUAUGGCAAGUUUGGGAUCCAGCUGCUGCUGGAGGAGCUGCAGAACUCUGAGGUGUGUGUGGCCUUUUCUGAGGUCAUCCCCAAGGUCAACCUGGAGAAGAAUAUCCUGCAUAUCUUGGAGACAGUCAGGCAUUCUACAGCCAAAGUCAUCGUCGCAUUUGCCAUUUCAACAGACAUGCAAGUCCUGUUGAGGGAGGUGGUGAGACAGAACAUCACCGACAGACAGUGGAUUGCCACAGAGUCCUGGAUUACCUCCAGCCUUUUCUCCUCACCUGAUUGGCACAGCUUGACACAGGUUCCUCCGCUGAUUGGCACAUUAGGAUUUGCCUUGCGCAACAGAUAUAUUCAAGGUCUCAGGUCUUUUCUCACCAGUUUAAUGCCCACGGAUUUGACCUCUGACCCCUUUGUUCAGGAAUUCUGGGAGAUGAUGUUUGAUUGCUCUUUGAAGAAUGAUUCCGCAAUGCCCCUGUCAGCCAGGUCUCAAUGCACAGGGUCUGAGAGCUUGGACAAUGUGGAGAGCAUUUAUACUGACGUCUCCCAGCUGAGCACCACUUACAAUGUGUACAAGGCUGUGUAUGCCAUCGCACAUGCCAUUCACAACAUGCUGUCCUGCCAACCAGGAGCUGGCCCCUUUGAAAAUGGAGAGUGCCCAGAUGUCACCAGCAUCCAGUCCUGGCAGAUUCUCCACUACCUUUACACUGUCAACUUCACCACUCCUAUGGGAGAAGCUACAUACUUUGAUGAGAAUGGUGAUCCCCCGGCAGCUUAUGACAUCAUUAACUGGCAAAUAGGAGCACAGGAGACACUGGAGUUUGUCAAGGUGGGACAGUUUGACACUGUGGAUGGAUCUCACAGCGAUUUUAACAUUGAUGUGAAAAGACUCGUCUGGGGCGGGGGCCAGAAUGAGGUGCCUGUGUCCGUCUGCAGCAUGCCCUGUCCCCCAGGCACUCGGAAGGCUGUGCAGAAAGGAAAGCCCAUCUGCUGCUUUGACUGCUUGCCAUGUGCAGCAGGAGAGAUCAGCAACAGUACUGGUUCAACAGAGUGCCAGAAGUGCCAAGACCGAUUCUGGUCGAAUGCUGCUCGAACUGCCUGCGUUGCAAAGGAGGUGGAGUUCCUGUCCUUCCAGGAGACCAUGGGGAUCGUCCUUGCUGCUAUUUCAGUCUCUGGGGUGGUCCUCACAGGCAGUGUCCUCGCCACCUUCUUUUUCCACAGGGACACACCCCUUGUUAGGGCAAAUAAUUCAGAGCUGAGCUUCCUGCUGCUGCUGUCACUCUCUCUCUGCUUCCUGUGUGCGCUCGCCUUCAUCGGUCGCCCCUCCCCCUGGUCCUGUAUGGUGCGCCACACGCUGUUUGGGAUCAGCUUUGUGCUCUGCAUUUCCUGUGUGCUCAGCAGGACAGUGGUGGUGCUGGUGGCCUUCCGCGCCUCAGUCCCUGGCAGCAGCAUCAUGCAGUACUUUGGCCCGGUGCAGCAGAGAGUGGCCAUCUUCCUCUGCACCUCCAUCCAGGUGCUCAUCUGUGUGCUGUGGUUGGUUCUGUCACCUCCUGUCCCAUCUGAGAUACAGGGGCGGAAUCCCAGGAUCAUCCUUGAGUGUGAUGUGGGCUCAAUGGCUGGCUUUGCUUGUGUCCUGGGCUACAUCGGCCUGCUGGCAGCCAUCUGCUUCCUGCUGGCCUUUUUAGCCAGGAAGCUCCCGGACAACUUCAAUGAGGCCAAGUUCAUCACCUUCAGCAUGAUCAUCUUCUGCGCCGUCUGGAUCACCUUUGUCCCUGCCUAUGUCAGCUCCCCAGGGAAAUACACUGUAGCCGUGGAGAUAUUCGCAAUCCUGGCCUCAAGUUAUGGACUCCUCCUUUGUAUCUUUGCUCCUAAGUGUUAUAUAAUCCUACUGAGACCAGACAAGAAUACCAAGAAGAAGAUGAUGGCCAAAUAG
Conger conger (European conger) is the source of this 2592-nucleotide messenger RNA. RefSeq names its product extracellular calcium-sensing receptor-like. NCBI's taxonomy places the organism in Eukaryota, Metazoa, Chordata, Actinopteri, Anguilliformes, Congridae. Gene Ontology annotation, molecular function: G protein-coupled receptor activity. The record is from RefSeq and is a predicted model, not a curated record. Gene Ontology annotation, cellular component: membrane. Bases 1 to 2592 code for a protein of 863 amino acids. The transcript has 6 exons. Gene Ontology annotation, biological process: G protein-coupled receptor signaling pathway.